AUGAAGUUGUCAAACUUCUUUGUCGCAGCCCUUGCGGCUAACACUCAUGCCCAGAAUGUUCUCCCUCGCGGAACCCGUCCAUCCAACAUCCUCGACUCCCGAGCCCUUCUGCAAGACAUAGUAACAUUCGACGAGCACUCGCUCUUCAUCCACGGCGAGCGUGUGACAAUCUUCUCCGCCGAAAUCCAUCCGUUCCGUCUCCCCGUCGCAACACUCUACCCCGAUCUCUUCCAAAAGGUCAAAGCCAUGGGCUUCAACAUGGUUUCGUUCUACGUCGACUGGGCACUUCUUGAAGGAAAGCCCGGAGAGUUUAGAUCACAGGGUGCGUUAGAUUUACAAACGUUUAUUGAUGCGGCGCAUGAGGCGGGGAUUUAUCUCCUUGCGAGACCGGGGCCGUAUAUCAAUGCUGAGGUUUCGGGGGGUGGAUUCCCGGGAUGGUUGCAGAGGGUGAAGGGUUUUUUGAGGACAAAUGCUACGGAUUAUUUGGAGGCGACAGAUAACUAUGUUGCUCAUGUCGCCAAGAUCAUCGCAAAAGCUCAAAUCACCAAUGGUGGACCAGUGAUUCUGUACCAGCCGGAGAAUGAGUACAGCACUGCGCAGGGAACGCCCUUCCCGAAUCAUGAUUACUUGAAAUAUGUCAACGAUCAGGUUCGCAAGGCUGGAGUUGUUGUGCCGCUUAUCAACAAUGAUGCUUGGCAAGGAGGUACUGGAGCUCCUGGAACGGGACCUGGCGCCGUCGACAUUUAUGGGCAUGAUGGAUAUCCAGUUGGUUUUGACUGCGCAAACCCAUACACCUGGCCCAAGGAUGGUCUUCCGACCACGUGGCACGUGGAGCAUGAGAAGAUUAGUCCCAACACUCCAUACUCAAUCAUUGAGUUCCAGGGCGGAGGCUUUGAUCCACCUGGUGGCGGUGGCUUCGACAACUGCUAUGAGCUCACCAACCAUGAGUUCGCUCGCAUCUUCUACAAGAACAACCUCGCCGCCGGUGUCACCAUCUUCAAUAUCUACAUGACCUGGGGCGGCACGAACUGGGGUAACCUUGGCCACUCUGAUGGCUAUACCUCCUACGACUAUGGAGCAGCUAUCAAGGAAGACCGGACGAUCACCCGCGAGAAAUACUCCGAGAUAAAACUCCAGGGCCAGUUCCUCCGCGUCUCACCAAACUACGCCAUCGCAGAGGCAAGCAACUUCACAACCACAAAGUACACCGACAACAAGAACAUCGCCGUUACAGCACUCACCACCAAGAAAGGCGAUGCAUUCUACGUCGUUCGCCAUGCAGACUAUCGCUCCACAGGCUCAGCAUCUUAUAAACUCAAAGUCAAGACAUCAGCUGGAACUUUGACAAUUCCUCAACUCGGCGGAUCUUUGUCACUGCAUAGACGAGAUUCAAAGAUUCAUGUUGUGGAUUAUCCUGUGGGCAAGUAUAAGUUGUUGUAUAGCACUGCUGAAGUGUUUACGUGGAAGAAAUUUGGGGAUAAAACUGUUCUUGUGCUUUAUGGUGGUGCGGAUGAAGUUCAUGAGGUUGCUGUCAAGGGACAGACGAACAUCAAGGUUAUCGAGGGUGAUGGUGUCAAGAUUGAGAAGAAGAAUGGCGCCGGGGUGUUUCAGUUCAAGACUAGCACGAAGCGUCGUGUUGUGCAGGCUGGAUCUCUUUACAUCUACCUCUUAGAUCGCAAUGCUGCGUACAAGUACUGGGUGCCUACUAUGCCAAGUAAGAAGAGUGGGGAGUACGGAUCCUCUGUUAUGAAUCCCGACGCCGUCAUUAUCAACGGGCCAUACCUUGUUCGAUCUGCUGCCGUCGACGGCUCCAAGCUUUCCGUGCAGGCAGACUUUAACAUCACCACACCAGUCGAAAUCAUCGGUGCACCAAAGGGAACCUCUCGCCUGACCAUCAACGGCAAGGACACGCCGUUCACAAAGUCUAAGCUUGGGAACUGGCUCGUCAACCCAGAAAUCAAGCUUCCCUCGGUCAAAGUGCCAGAUCUCAAGUCAUUGGACUGGCACUACAUCGAUGGCCUCCCCGAAGUGAAGAAGGACUAUGACGACUCGAAGUGGCGCACCGCAGAUAUCAAGAAGACGUUCAACUCAAAGUGGCCUCUCAACAACUCCGUUUCCCUGUACUCCGGCGACUACGGCUUUCACGCCGGUGCCCUAAUCUUCCGAGGCCACUUCACAGCAUCCGGAUCAGAAUCCAAGCUCAAACUCUGGACAUUCGGCGGUCGCGCUUACGGCAGCUCAGUCUGGCUCGACGACAAGUUCGUCGGAUCCGUCACAGGCGGGGGCAACAACAACAAUGACACAUCAACAUACAAACUCCCCAAGACCUCAAAGGGCAAGAAGCAUGUGAUUACAGUCAUCGUAGACAACAUGGGCCUGAACGGAAACUGGGUCCCUGGCGUCGAUGAGACAAAGCAGCCCCGUGGAAUUCUCGACUGGCACAUUACUUCAGACUCUGGAAAGGAGACAAAGGUGUCAAAGUGGAAAAUCACGGGUAACCUCGGUGGGGAGAAUUACAAGGACAAGUUCCGUGGUCCUCUUAACGAAGGCGGCUUUUUCUUCGAGCGCCAAGGCUAUCAUCUCCCAUCCCCUCCACUAACAUCCUUCAAACCGGGCUCCCCCUUCAAAGGCCUUUCCAAGCCCGGCGUGUCAUUCUUUACAGCCAAAUUGCCCCUCAACCUCCCUUCGUCAACACACGAUGUUCCUCUAUCAUUCACCUUCAAGAACAACACUUCCAGCACAGGUGCAUACCGCGCUAUUCUCUACGUAAACGGUUUCCAGUACGGAAAAUACGUCGCCAACGUAGGACCCCAGACAACCUUCCCCGUACCGGAGGGGAUUCUGAACUACAAGGGUAAUAACUGGAUCGGCAUCGCACUCUGGGCGUUAAAGAAGAGCGCUAACGUCGAUGGGCUGACCUUGACAGCUGGUGUGCCUGUUCAAACCGGUCGAAAGCCUGUGAAGGUUGUCGAGGGGCCCAAGUAUUCUAAACGCCAGGAUGCUUAUUAG
Molecule: messenger RNA, 3009 nt
Organism: Fusarium tjaetaba
Lineage: Eukaryota; Fungi; Ascomycota; Sordariomycetes; Hypocreales; Nectriaceae
Product: beta-galactosidase
Exons: 8
Coding region: 1-3009 (1002 amino acids)
Biological process (GO): carbohydrate metabolic process
Cellular component (GO): vacuole
Molecular function (GO): beta-galactosidase activity
Source: RefSeq, a predicted model, not a curated record